Molecule: messenger RNA, 501 nt
Organism: Botrytis byssoidea
Lineage: Eukaryota; Fungi; Ascomycota; Leotiomycetes; Helotiales; Sclerotiniaceae
Exons: 2
Coding region: 1-501 (166 amino acids)
Cellular component (GO): mitochondrial outer membrane
Molecular function (GO): nascent polypeptide-associated complex binding
Source: RefSeq, a predicted model, not a curated record
AUGUCUUACGCACAAGCAGCAGCUUCAGGUCCACAACAGACUGAUGAGGAGAAACGUGCUCCUGCCCCACCAUCUGUCAUCCCCACCGAAAGUGCCUCCACCUCCUCCUUAAUUGACGUCGACACCGAUUCCGUGCACACUGUUCCUUCAGACUUCCAAUCACAACCAGUCCAAACCGAGACACAAGCCAAUCGUCUUGAGCAAGAAGCUGAACAAAUCGAGGCUAAGCUUCGCGCUGCAAAGGAUGCCGCUUCCAAGAAAUCAAAGAAGGGCAAGAGCCGUGUUCAAGAGAACAGUGAUAACCCAGUCGUGAUUGGAAAUGCGAUCGCCGUCGCAGCAUUGAGCACUGGAUUGGGAUUCGGAGCAUAUUCAAAAUACGCAAAGGGAGAGUUGACAUGGAAGGUCGUGGGUGCGUGGGCUGGUGUUGUGGGUGCUUUGGCUGUAGGAGAUUAUUACUUGAGCUCGUACCUUUUCAAGACCAAGUAUCCAGCCAAGAAGUAA